CGGCUCAGUCGUGUUUCGGUGUUCGAGGCAAGCAGACGCGUUUGGGCAGUAGCUUCGCGCAUCAUAUCGCAUUGCAAUAUUUUUGUAAAUUUUAAUAGCAUUUGAAUGACGAAUUUAAUGAGCUGAAAAAAACGCCAAUCACUUUCACACAUUGCAUAGAUGAAAAUUGAAACAGUCGACAACAAAGACGAGCAGCGGCUGUCGGCGCCGACGUCGACCGAGGCAGCGACAGAGACAGCGGCAGCGACUGUGGGCGCAUUGAUUACAUUUUCAUAAUCAACGAAAUACAAGAGAAGCAACAAAAAAAAAAAGAAACUAACAAAAAAGUAAAAAAAAAAAAAAAUACGAAAAAAGUUGCAGUUGGUUUCAAUGAAAAUCGCAUAAUGGAGACAACACCUGAAUCGUGUGGCACAGCACGCGAUUCUGUGGAGGCGUUGGAACUGGAGGCGGAUACGGCGGAGACAGAGGUAGAGGCAGAGGCAGAGGCAGAGGCAGCGGUAGCUGGAGCAACAGCAGAGGCAACUGAGGCAGCACCAGCGACUGCGAUUGCAGCCAACAACAUGUCCGAGGUGGAGCCCGCAGCUCUGGAUGCUGUGGAUGGGGACAACGACCAACAAAAGCAAAACAACGACUCGCUGCAGCCGCACUCAAUGGAGCCCAUCUCCAUGGACGAUAUACCGGAGCCCAUCAAAGUGCUGGAUGAUAUCAUAUCGGAGUUCGAGGAGGCAACCACCAAGCCGGCGGCGCUGCAUUGCAACAGCGGCGAGAAUCAAUCGGAAGACGAUGGCUAUAUGAGUCUCAGUCGCAAAAAGUGAGU
Molecule: messenger RNA, 817 nt
Organism: Drosophila navojoa
Lineage: Eukaryota; Metazoa; Arthropoda; Insecta; Diptera; Drosophilidae
Source: RefSeq, a predicted model, not a curated record